UUGCUAUAAAAUGAGUAAUGUACCGUCUCUGCUCAUUCAAUUACGGCCUCAUCUCCUUCUCUUUGACUCUCCUUCUUCGGUUCUUCCUUCAUUCUUCUUUCUUUUGCAAGUUCUGAACAAACCACCAUAAGAUGCUACCGGAGCAGUGGGUGCCUCCGUGCGGAAACCGAUGUACCCACAAAUAUGCAGCCCUCACCAAACUUCCAUGUAAUCAUCAUCCUCUUCCCAUUCUAUCUAUAUCUCGGAGAGUAUUCUGCAAGAAGGGAUGCAACUCGGAUGAAGAGACAUGGGAAGAAUGUUUGGAGGACUGCAAUCACAUUUGCUACAAGGACCCCGUAAUAAAAGACCAGCAGUGGAGUGCAUAUAUUGACCGUUCUCCUGGAUCAGCCUCUUGUUCAGAGGAAUGCUUCCAUGCCUGUGCAUCUGGCUGUGGUUUCAAGUUUAACAUUAAAGAGGAAGAAGUUGAAAAAGCUUGUCCUAAUAGGCCAUCAAAUCCUCCUGCUCAAAAGCCAGGGCAACAACAUGAACAACCUACCAACCAGUCAGCUGCAAAGCCUGGCUCUUCUGCUUAGUGCUAGAGGUUGGUUAAUAUACACCAAAAUCAAACCCUAUAACAAUUUUUUGGCUAUAUUUUGCAGGAACUAGCCUUACAUCAUACUUUUGAUCGGCAUGGUUUAGGACUUGUCAACAUGCGAUGUCUUUCUUCCUUGUGGAUCUAGAAGUUUCUUGUUGCCUAUAAAAGCUUGUAGUCUAGCUUUUUUUUUUUUUUCUCUCUCUCUCUCUUGAAUUAGUAUACAGCAACUUCAAGUACGAUAAUGGUCAGGAGUUGAAGAGAUAGAAUCUUGCAGUCUUACACACACUUUUUCGCCCUUAUCAAAUUGACUUGGGAAUUUUGUAUAUUGUUUUCAUCUGAACGGAUGGGAUUUUAAGCAAGAUUGGUUGUUUUGGUUCA
This is a messenger RNA of Prosopis cineraria, 952 nucleotides long. RefSeq lists its product as uncharacterized. NCBI's taxonomy places the organism in Eukaryota, Viridiplantae, Streptophyta, Magnoliopsida, Fabales, Fabaceae. Bases 132 to 572 code for a protein of 146 amino acids. The record is from RefSeq and is a predicted model, not a curated record. The transcript has 5 exons.